AUUGUAAAUUGUAAUUGCUGUGCUCAAAAUGGGAACAUGGGAACGAAACGAAAGUCUAAGAAUAAAUUACUAUACAGUUAUGUGCCACUUUCAAGCGUUAUUCAGCUUAGAUCUAACGUAUUUACAGUUUAUCCGACAAAAGUUUAAUGUUCAAAAAUGUUGAACAUAUUAGAUCUAGGUUUCCUAAGUUUAGCUCUCACAGUUGCAUUUACUGGAUUUGUGAUAAAGAAUUACGAGAAACACGUACCGGCGUUUAUAAUAAAAGGGUUCAAAUACGGUUGUUUCGCCUACCAAGGGUCCGGUGCCAAUUAUUUACAAAUUAUCGAAGUGCCUAAAGCUCUCUAUAGACAUUUCUAUGCAUUUUCAUCGGUUUUCAGUGCAGUUACUUUGUUAUACGCUUUAUUGGUGUAUUGUUUUGAAUUGAGUGUUCACAGAUAUGUUGUGAUAUUCUUAAAAUUAUUCUUAGAACAGGAUGAGCCAACAGUGUCUGCAACAGCAGCUAUACUAGCUCUCACACUGUUAACCGUCCAGUGUGUACGAAGAUGCUACGAGACCUACUAUUUGCAAGUGUUUGCUCAGUCCAGCAAAAUGAACCUGAGUCAUUAUGUAGCCGGCCUUGUGCAUUACUUUGCUGUGGUGGUAGCUGCUAUCGGUCAGGCACCUUUGUUUUGUGGCACCCAAAACCGAGAAAAAAUGCUAUGGAGUGACACAAAAACCCUUACCCUAUCAAUACCAGUCACACUCAUUUUCCUCUGGGCAUGGUACGAGCAAUAUAAAAGCAACAUAAUCUUUGCAAACUUGCGCAGAGACAAGAAAUCUGGUAGAGUGAUCACUGAAAAGCAUAGUAUACCCUACGGUAGAUUGUUCAACUAUGUUUCAAGUCCUCACAGGCUAUGUGAGGUUAUUAUGUAUGUGAUGUUGCUGAUUUUAAUACCUACAAGGACCUUCUUUUGUAUAUUCUUAUGGGUGAUUUGUAAUCAGGUACAAACUUCGUUACACGCGCAUGAAUGGUACAAAAACACAUUUAAAGACUAUCCUAAGGAUAGAACUGCAUUUAUACCUAAAAUAUAUUGAAUUUAAUUCAUACUAUGGUGAUAGUGACAAAUAGUUUUAAGAAGUAUCAAGU
Molecule: messenger RNA, 1126 nt
Organism: Maniola jurtina (meadow brown)
Lineage: Eukaryota; Metazoa; Arthropoda; Insecta; Lepidoptera; Nymphalidae
Product: polyprenol reductase
Exons: 4
Coding region: 157-1074 (305 amino acids)
Biological process (GO): polyprenol catabolic process; dolichol-linked oligosaccharide biosynthetic process
Cellular component (GO): endoplasmic reticulum
Molecular function (GO): 3-oxo-5-alpha-steroid 4-dehydrogenase activity
Source: RefSeq, a predicted model, not a curated record